AUGGGUUUUUACCACGCCGUCGACUGGACCGAGUCGUGGAUCCGAUGCGUACUGGCGAUGGAGGUUCUGACCCUCAUCGCCGCGGUGGCGCUGCGUAAGAGUGAAACGGCGCAGACGGUGCUGUUCGUGUGGUGCAUGCUUGUAGCCUUUUCGGCGAGGACCCUGAACGAGUGGGGCGGGCGCCACUGGCGUUCCUUCUCGAAGCAAAACUACUUCGACGAGAAUGGGUUCUUCAUUAGCACGGUGCUGUCGACGCCGAUGAUGGUAACGCAGGUGGUGGUGCUCGUGAACUUCUUCCGACUGAUGGUGUCGAUGAUGAUCAAGACGAAACGCGCGCAGCUCCGGGCGAAGGCAAAGAAAGAUGAGUAG
This is a messenger RNA of Micromonas commoda, 369 nucleotides long. RefSeq lists its product with no specific name. The record is from RefSeq and is a predicted model, not a curated record. Bases 1 to 369 code for a protein of 122 amino acids. NCBI's taxonomy places the organism in Eukaryota, Viridiplantae, Chlorophyta, Mamiellophyceae, Mamiellales, Mamiellaceae. The transcript has a single exon.